Ipomoea nil (Japanese morning glory) is the source of this 5576-nucleotide messenger RNA. RefSeq names its product sister chromatid cohesion protein PDS5 homolog A. Bases 146 to 5128 code for a protein of 1660 amino acids. Gene Ontology annotation, cellular component: chromatin; nucleus. Gene Ontology annotation, biological process: mitotic sister chromatid cohesion; DNA repair. The transcript has 34 exons. The record is from RefSeq and is a predicted model, not a curated record. NCBI's taxonomy places the organism in Eukaryota, Viridiplantae, Streptophyta, Magnoliopsida, Solanales, Convolvulaceae.
CAAGGGUGUCUAGUGAAAAAAUCCCAUCCGAUAAAGCAACAUCCGAGAGAUGAAUCGGGGGGCGUUUGGCGUGGGGGUGAGAGAGCACUGAGCGGUGAGCUAAAUGUGAAAGUCGGCAAAUAUCGAAGCUCCGAAACGAAACACCAUGGCUCAGAAUCUUCAAAAGCUCGAAGACCUCGGAUCCAAGCUCGACUCUCUUCCCAACACUAAAGACUCUCUCGUUAAGCUCUUAAAGCAAGGUUCAACAUGCCUUUCUGACUUGGAUCAAUCACCCCCUAAAGCGGUUUUGGAAGCCAUGCAGUCUUUUCAAAAGGCUAUUGUUAAACCUGAACUUCUAAAGCAUCAAGAUAGGGAGGUUAAGCUUCUUGUUGCUACAUGUAUCUGUGAAAUAACAAGAAUUACAGCACCUGAGGCUCCCUACAAUGAUGAUGUUCUGAAGGACAUCUUUGAUUUGAUUGUGAGCACUUUCACUGGACUAAAUGAUAUGAACAAUCCAUAUUUUGGUAGAAAAGUUGUCAUUUUAGAGACUGUGGCGAGAUACAGAUCAUGUGUUGUAAUGCUGGAUCUUGAGUGUGAUGAUCUCGUCAAUGAAAUGUUCAGUAUUUUUUUCAGGGAAGCCAGAGAGGAGCACCCUGAAAAUGUUCUAAAAUCAAUGAAAACAAUUAUGGCUGUAAUCUUAGAAGAAAGUGAGGAUAUACGGGAGGAUCUUUUAGCUAUUAUUUUGUCUGCUCUAGGACGGAAUAAAAAGGGAGUAACAAUGGCUGGGAGGAGGCUUGCUGUGGAUUUGAUAGAACAAUGUACAGGAAAACUUGAACCUGGCAUCAAGCAAUUUCUUUUAUCUUCAAUGUCUGGAGAAAGUAGGCCACAUGAUUUUGAAAUAGAUUACCAUGAGGUCAUUUAUGACAUUUACGGUUGUGCUCCUCAAAUUCUAUCAGGAGUUGUUCCCUACCUGACAGGGGAGCUGCUGGCUGAUCAGCUAGAUGUACGAUUAAAAGUGGUUAGCUUACUUGGGGAUCUCUUUGCUAUGCCAAAAUAUGCAAUCACUGAAGCUUUUCAAUCAUUAUUUUUGGAGUUUUUAAAGAGGCUAACUGAUAGAAUUGUUGAAGUCCGGAUGUCUGUCCUUGAAAAUGUUAAAGGCUGUUUGCUCUGUGAUCCAUUUAGAGCUGAAGCUCCGCAGAUCAUUUCUGCCUUAUGUGAGCGACUAUUGGAUUAUGAUGAAAAUGUCCGUAAACAAGUAGUUGCUGUGCUCUGUGAUGUUGCAUGUCGUGCCUUAUCCUCAAUAGAGGUUGAAAGAAUCAAGCUUGUCGCUGACAGACUUCGAGACAAAUCUGUCCUUGUUAAAAGAUAUACAAUGGAGAGGCUAGCUGAGAUAUACAGAAAUUAUUGUUUGAACUGUUCUACUGACUCACAAAAAAGCUAUGAAUAUGACUGGAUCCCUGGGAAGAUCUUGAGAUGUUUUUAUGACAAGGACUUCAGAUCAGAUGCUGUUGAACCUGUUCUAUGUCUGUCCUUGUUCCCCAAUGAGUUUUCUGUCAAGGAUAAAGUUAAAAAUUGGGUUAGGGUUUUCUCAGGUUUUGACAAAGUUGAGGUCAAGGCUCUUGAGAAGAUGUUGGAACAAAAGCAAAGGUUACAACAAGAGAUGAGGAGGUAUCUUUCUUUAAGACAGACGCCGCAGGAUGGUGAUCCAGCUGAGCUCCAAAAGAAAGUAAUGUUAUGCUUCCGCAUUAUGUCACAUUGUUUUACUGACACUGCAAAAGCAGAGGAAAACUUUCAGAUCCUUGACCAGUUAAAAGAUGCCAAUGUGUGGAAGAUAUUAGGAGUUCUCCUUGAUCCGAAUACCGACUCUCUUCAUGCUUGUAACUCUCGGGAUGAUUUGCUUAAGAUCCUUGGUGAGAAGCAUCCGCUGUAUGAUUUCCUGAGCAUUCUGUCCUUAAAAUGCUCAUACAUACUUUUCAGUAAGGAGCAUGUGCGAGACAUCCUUCUGGAGGUCAAUUUACAUAAAAGUGCUGGAAGUAGCCAUCUGAUUCUAUCAUGCAUGACUGUACUUGUGAUUCUUGCACGUUUCAGUCCUCUGCUUCUCAGUGGCCUUGAAGAAAAUCUGAUACAUCUUCUUGAAGAUGACAAUGAGAUAAUUAAAGAAGGUGUUCUACAUAUUUUAGCAAAGGCUGGUGGAUCCAUUCGAGAACAAUUAGGAGUUUCAUCAAGAUCUUUAGACCUUAUGCUUGAGAGGUUCUGUGUUGAGGGUAGUCGGAGGCAGGCAAAGUAUGCUGUGCAUGCUCUGGCAUCAAUAACAACAGAUGAUGGUCUCAUGUCACUCUCUGUUUUGUACAAGAGGCUUGUUGAUAUGCUCAAGGAGAAGUCUCAUUUGGCUGCUGUUCUGCAGUCUCUUGGAUGUAUAGCACAAACUGCUAUGCCGGUCUUUGAAACAAGGGAAAGUGAGAUCGAAGAGUUCAUAAAGAAAAGUAUAUUAGAGUGCAACCAAGCAUCAACAGAUGAUGGGAAAGACUCUUGGGGGAAUAGGAGUGAGAUUUGUUUAUUGAAGAUUUUUGGCAUCAAAACAUUGGUCAAAAGCUAUUUGCCAGUAAAAGAUGCUCAUCUUCGUUCGGGGAUUGAUGACUUGGUGUUGAUCCUUAAAAAUAUUCUCUGCUUUGGUGAAAUCUCCAAAGAAAUUCAGUCAAGUUCAGUAGAUAAGGCUCAUCUGAGACUUGCUGCAGCAAAGGCUGUUCUUCGCCUAUCGAAACACUGGGAGCAUAAGAUUCCUGUAGAUGUCUUUUAUUUAACCCUGAGAACUCCAGAGGCCAAUUUCCCUCAAGUAAAAAAGCUAUUUCUGAACAAAGUUCACCAGUACAUAAAGGACCGGCUUUUGGAUCCGAAGUAUGCUUGUGCCUUCUUUCUUGACAUGAAACCUGAGCAAGUCAAUAUUGAAGAGGUUAAAAACAACUUAAGUGACAUAAUUCAGAUGUGUCAACAAGGGAAAGCAAGACAUCUCUCUUCACAAUCUGAUGCUAAUGCUCCUAUGGGCUAUCCUGAAUACAUUUUACCAUAUUUGGUCCAUGCUCUUGCUCAUCAUCCAUUGUUUCCUAACAUUGAAGAAUGCAAAGAUGUUAAAGCAUUUGAACCUUUUUAUAGGCAGUUGCAUUUAUUCCUCUCAAUGUUCAUGCAUAGAGAUGAAGAUGGCAAAUCUCAAAUUAGCAAGGAUCAGGAGAAGGAAAGUAUUGCAGCAAUAAACUCUAUUUUGCAUAGUGUCAAGCAAUCACAAGAUGCUGUAGAUGCUACAAAAUCUAAGAACUUGUAUGGUAUUUCCGACCUUGGCCUUUCAAUCAUAAAGCGCUUGGCCUCAAAACAAGAUGAUGCUCUGGAAUUGAACACACUGGUGCCACUACCUACAAUGCUUUUCAAACAGCCUGAGAAGGAUGAAGGAAAUGACACUUCUCCGGUUGAAGAACAGACAUGGCUGACUGAUGAGAAAGUCUUGGUCCAAUUUGAGACACUUAUGUUGGAAACUAAUGGAAAAGUUAAUGCUGAAAUUACUGAAUCUGACAUAAUGAAAGAUAUUGAAACAGAUGGAAAUGAGAUGCCUUUAGGGAAAAUUAUGAAACGGCUAAAAGCCAAGGGAUCCAAGGCUCGCAAUGAGGUAAAGAAUGAAUCUACCCUUGCUGAGGUGAAAAAUGAUGUGGAUGAUGAUAUCUUGAAAAUGGUGAGGGAAAUUAAUUCAGACAGUGUUGUCAAUCCUAAUAAGUUUGAAUCAAGCAAUGGCCAUGAGUAUGUUGGAAAAGUAAAAAGCAGUACCAAACAUCAAAAAAGAAAAACAGAUGGUAGUGAUUCGACAGAUGGUCCUGUUCCUAAAAAGCGGAGGUCAUCUGCUCAGGCUCUUAAGCCAUCUCCCGCAUCAAAGAAUGAGAAGCCUAACAAGAAGCUUAAGGCAAGUGCCUCAAACUCCACUGAAGGGGAUGAUGACCUUCACUCUGUUUCAGAAGAUAAGUCGUUGGAAGAAGAUACUGUUUCAGAAGAUAAGUUGUUGAACUCAUGCAUCCGCAAGAAUUCAACCCCUUCAGCAAAAAGAAAGCGGAAGGUUUCGGAUUUGGACCAUGAAGUUGACACUAAGGACUACCAUGAAGUGAAAAAGUCUAAAGAAAAUAUUGCAACUGAUGGGACACAUAUCUCAAAUGAUUCCAAGUCAGGAUCUAUGAAGAAGCAGAAGAGGAGAAACAUUUCUGGGUUGGCAAAGUGCACUUCGAAGGGUGGCGAAAGUCCAACCACGGAGGACUUGAUUGGUUGCCGAAUAAAAGUUUGGUGGCCCAUGGAUAAGCAGUUCUAUGAAGGAGUUAUAAAGUCCUUCGACACCCAGAAGAAAAAACAUGUGAUAUUAUAUAAUGAUGGAGAUGUUGAAGUCCUCCGGUUGGAUAAGGAGCGCUGGGAGCUUGUUGAUGGUGGAGAGAAGCCUGUUAAGCGAUCAAAAUCGUCAAAGAGUGCAUCGUCCAAGGGAGUAUCUGGUGAUAAGAAAGGGAGAUCUUCGGGUGGAUCUGGGCAAAAGAAAGUGAUGAGUCAUAUGUCUCCAUUAUCACAAGUAAGAGGGAAGAGAACUCCAAGAAAGAAUUUGAAAUACGGACAAAAAGGCAUAUCAAAGAGUAGGUCCCUAGUUGAUUAUUUCGAAUCAGAUAAAGGCAAACGAGAAGAAAUCAUGGAGAAGAGUUUAUCUGACCACGAGCAGUCUGAGAAGGACGACGAAAUAUCACUUUCUGAUGGGAAACGAGGUGAUGAUGAUGAUGCUGAGAAUGAAUCGGGUGACGUGGGAGAGUCCAAAGAGGAAAGCCAAUCUGAAAAUAAAGAAGCGGAAGAACCAGGCACUCCCCACGAUGCACCCGUGUCUGAUGAACAAGAAAUGUCGUCUUCUUCAGAUGAGAAACCACAGGAAGAGAUAUCGGCAGAAAAGUGUUCAGACGAGGAGCAUGAAGUCGAGGAGAAACCAGAUAGUCCAGGCAGUCCAAUGGAUGAUGAAGCAGGAAGCCAUCCCACAGAUGAAGAUGAAUCUGAAGAGACUACUACUCCUGCCGACGCAGAUUUUUCUGACGAUGAGACUCUUAGCAUGUGGAAGCGUCGGGUAGGGAAACCAGCUCAGAGGAAAUGAGUGAGCAGACAGCAGCAGUAAAUGGCUUAUUCUAUGAACCAGUUUAGCGACAAGUGCAGCCCCCGGGCAGUCUCCAUGUACUAUUAUUUUAGAUGACCUAGUAGAAGAUUUAGCCAUUAAUCCUCGAAAAUAAUCAUAAAUUGUGAAGUACAGAUAACCUUUAUAGCAAACGGUAGCGCAAAGGAUGGAUGGAGUUUAGCGUUUAGCAUAAUUAUGGCUCCCAACGACAUUUGUGUAGCUGUCCUGAGCCGUGUUGUUGUAGUCGACUUUUAGGCCUCCUGUACAGCUCUAAUGUAGCAAGCAAGAUAGCCGCCACCACAAUUUACCCAGUUAGCUUUACCUACCUUGUGCAGGAGCUUAGGUUUUGUUGUACUAUUGCUUUUUUGAGUUUUGUAUAUCUGCCAUUCCCUAUACAAAGUAAUAUCAUUUGCAUUUGUGGGUGCGUAAA